AUGAUGUCUUCGGAAGAAAACGACUUUAAUGAAAAUAUCCUCUCAAAUACACAUCAAGGAAGCAAUUCUUUCUCUACUUCAUGGAAUUGGGAGGAAAGUGAAAGUGAGGUCUCAGACUCAGCAAGUAAUUUUAGUUUUCUUAAUCUUCCCUGUGUGAUAGAUGUGAAGGAUUCCAAUCAUGUACAAUCAGAAUCUUUUAAAAGUAACAGCUAUGAAGUGAACUUAAUUCAAGAGAAUGAAGCAAGAAAACCGAUUACAACGAACUCGCAAAUGAACCCUACAUUUCACGAAGCGAUUUACUGUCCAUUGUCCACACUGCCUUCCUAUCAACCGGAAACAGAAUCUUUAAAAAAUAACUCUGAUGAACUUGAAUUAGGUUAUGGGGAUGAAGCAAGAAAUACAGCUCACGGGAAUGAAGCAGAAAAUUCAGUUAUAUUAAAGACGGAGCGGGACUGCAAAUUUAAUGAACUGAUUCAUUGUCCUGCUGUAAUCCAAAGUCCAGUUAGUUCAGACGUCGUUGAAAUCGAAGAGAUGAACAGUAAUCCUGCAUCUGAAAAUUUAGCUUUAACGGUUAAUGUCACCGAAAAUGCAACGAAUAGUUUCUUAGAUCAAGUACUUGAUAAUAAUGAAAACCUAAUUUACCAAAGAUUUAUCAAAUAUAAAAAAGCCCAGAAUCAAGAAACAUUCUUUUGGGACACUAUCUGUGAAAACCAUCAAAUUAUUUUCUCUGAUUUUAGUGAAAGGAUUAGCCAUGGCAACGGAGCAAAUUUUGACAGUUGGAGCAGAGAGAGAGCUACAUUAACACCAGUACUGCCAGGAAGGAGCACAUGCAGUAAGAAAAUCUGCAAGGUUGUUAAGCAUAGCUUGAAACUCUGCAGGUGGUUCCGUCGAAACAAAUAUAUUCGCACUAUUUUGGAAGGAGCAAAAACGUCAUUUAGUUCUUUUCUGAACACUCUUGAAUUUGAAGUAAAUCAGCUGUUCGGAUACAGCAAGCCUAUGAUAUUGACCGUGGUAGGUGAAGACACGCAUGUAUUGGCAAUCAAAGAAGCUUUUUGCGAGGUAUUCCCUGGUGAAUUAAGUAUAACAUCGAUUCCUGUGAGUAUAGACAACGUGCCCACCCUACCGGUUGGGUACCCAGCUGCUUUGAAAGCGUCUGAAGCCAAGAUGUCUUAUACCAGAGAAUACAGACUACUGCAGGAAAACUCAGUAGUAGUUUCAGCAACUAGUCUUCUGGUCGAAGCUCUGCCACAAAGGUGGCAAAUGAUGACAAUGUUAUGCCUUGAAGACCCAAAUCUGAGACUCCACUUACACAAUUUCACUGCCAGUAUACCUAUACCAAACGAAUACGUAGCAGCAGUUGAAAGGCAAACGGCAGAAAACUAUCCAUUACGAGAGUUUGGAUUCGCAGUGAACAUUGAAUCCGGCAUCGAAUACUGUCUUGACAUGGAUACGAAGGACGCUUAUGAAUUUCUGACAGGAAUCAGCAGCCAGAGUUUAAUAAAAUCUGCAGCUGAAGUAUUAGCUGGAAUGUACAAGAAUUAUGUUAAAGGAUCCGGUGUAGUUUAAGUUUCUGAAUAAAUUGAAAACUUGACUGCAUCAA
Molecule: messenger RNA, 1600 nt
Organism: Stegodyphus dumicola
Lineage: Eukaryota; Metazoa; Arthropoda; Arachnida; Araneae; Eresidae
Biological process (GO): activation of protein kinase A activity
Cellular component (GO): cytoplasm
Molecular function (GO): protein kinase A regulatory subunit binding
Source: RefSeq, a predicted model, not a curated record